UAUUCUGUAUGACAUGUUUCCCAAAUCAAAGGCAACAAUGGAGAAGAACAAAAUUUCUAGAGUUUGUGUAACAGGGGCUGCUGGAUUCAUUGGCUAUUCGCUUGUUAAAAAACUCCUAGAGCAGGGCCAUACUGUCCAUGCCACUCUGAGGAACUUAGAUGAUGCAUCCAAAGUAGGCCUUCUCAAGUCCCUCCCUAAUGCAGACAGCAAAUUGUUGCUGUUCCAAGCUGACAUAUAUGACCCCAAUGAGUUUCAACCCGCCAUCCAAGGGUGUGAGUUUGUCUUUCAUGUGGCCACUCCAAAGCAGCAUGUCAACCAAAGCUCUCAGUACAAGGACACAGUUGAAGCUGCUGUUGCUGGGGUUAGGACCAUUGCUGAAUCUUGCAUUAGCUCACAGACCGUUAAGCGACUCAUCUACACUGCAAGCAUGCUAGCUGUGUCACCGAGGAGAGACGACGGGGUUGGAUUCAAACCCUGCCUUGAUGAAUCAUGUUGGACACCUCUUGAUGUCUCAUUUACUUAUGCCACUGAUUUUUCAAUGGGGUAUAUCAUAUCAAAGACAUUAGCAGAGAGAGCAGUGCUGAGCUAUAAUGACAUUGAUAAUGGUAAACUGGAAGUGGUAACGCUUCCUUGUGGCUUGGUGGGAGGAGAAACUCUUCUGUCAUAUUUGGCUACUAGUGUGGGAGUACUUAUAUCACAACUUACUGGGGACUCUUUUGGUUACAAUGGAUUAAAAUUGAUGCAAGAAGUUAACGGUUCGGUUCCUCUUGUACACAUUGAAGAUGUCUGCCAAGCACAUAUCUUCUGCAUGGAACAACCAUCCAUGAGAGGUAGAUUCUGCUGUGCAGUUGCCAGUCCGAAUAUCAACGAAAUUGCGAGCUACUUCCAAGAAAAUUAUUCAGAACACAAGAUAGCAAAAGAAUUCACUGAAAGCAUCGAAAGACUAGAAGAAGGAAGCAAAUGUGACUUCAGUAAGCUGAUGAAGAUGGGUUUUGAGUACAGGUAUAGCAUGAAGAAUAUACUAGAUGACAGUGCAACAAGUGGAAGGAGGUUAACUAGGAGCUCUUUUUCUCAACUUAUUUAACUCUUUGUUUUGAUCAAAACACAACUAGAUGUAAUUUGUUCAUCAUGCAUCUGCAUAAUCAUGGCUCAAUUGCAAAUAAUUCAAAUUGCAGUACAAGUAAACUUUUAAAAAGGCAAUAGCAAGUUUAAUAGCUAAAACCAAACAAAGAAUGAACAUCAGCAGCUUAGAUGCAAUUACAUCUGAAUGUUGGGUUCCUCUUCAUAUUCUAGCAACAUUUGCACUACUAAAUCCCUUGGUCUUAUGUUCCUAUCUUCCUCCACACAGGACAUACAAAUCUCAACCAUCUUUGCUGCUUGGUUCCUGCUGAACACCCCUUCCAAUCUUGGAUCCAACAUAUCCUCUAUCCAUUCAUCUUCCCCACUUUGAAUUUUUCUUUUCAGGCUUCACAUCACAAUGAAUAACCCAUUCUAGACACUCAUGGUGAAGAUAGGAUAAACCUUUAGCAAUCCUUAGUGCAAUUUUAAACCUCUCUUUCCAUCCAAGGAAAUUUGGGGGGAACAAAUGCUUGUCUAAUGGUUUGCUUUCAACAUACUCAAGAGAAGAGAACUCUGUGUUUAUCUUCAGAACAGAAUUCCCAUGUUCUCACCAGGUUCAUGUGAUUGACUUUCACAAUUGUGCUUACUUCUGCCCAAAAUACUUCUCCUUUAUAAAUAUCUGCUAAUUUCUUGACAGCUACCACUCUUUUAUCUGCCAGAACACCCUUAUAUACAACCCCGGAAGCCCCUCUUCCCAGCUCUUCUUUAAAGUUUUUGGUUGCCUUCUCGAGCUUAGCAUAGAGAUACAUUCUGAAUUGACUUGAAAGCAAAUCAUAUCCAUCUUCUAGAAACAAGCUUAAACUGAAUAGACUUGCAAUAGGGUUCAU
This is a messenger RNA of Prunus persica (peach), 1946 nucleotides long. Its product is annotated as anthocyanidin reductase ((2S)-flavan-3-ol-forming). Lineage: Eukaryota; Viridiplantae; Streptophyta; Magnoliopsida; Rosales; Rosaceae. The record is from RefSeq and is a predicted model, not a curated record. Gene Ontology annotation, molecular function: oxidoreductase activity, acting on the CH-OH group of donors, NAD or NADP as acceptor. The coding region runs from base 14 to 1084 and encodes 356 amino acids. The transcript has 5 exons.